Molecule: messenger RNA, 2248 nt
Organism: Daucus carota subsp. sativus
Lineage: Eukaryota; Viridiplantae; Streptophyta; Magnoliopsida; Apiales; Apiaceae
Product: heat shock cognate 70 kDa protein 2
Exons: 2
Coding region: 145-2091 (648 amino acids)
Cellular component (GO): cytoplasm
Molecular function (GO): ATP-dependent protein folding chaperone; ATP binding
Source: RefSeq, a predicted model, not a curated record
AAAAACUCAAGACAUCCUACCCCUAUAAAACCUCGCUUCAACACUUCAAGCUCCUCCUCUCUGUUUUUUACAAACCCUAACCCUAGUCGCCUCCCACACAUUCUCCCUUUUCUACGCCGACACUUCAAAAAGACUAACUGAACUAUGGCCGGAAAGGGAGAAGGACCGGCGAUCGGAAUCGAUCUCGGAACCACUUACUCAUGCGUCGGCGUGUGGCAACACGACCGCGUUGAGAUCAUCGCUAAUGACCAAGGUAACAGAACGACGCCGUCGUAUGUCGCUUUCACUGAUUCCGAGCGUUUGAUUGGUGAUGCUGCUAAGAAUCAGGUCGCUAUGAAUCCUAUUAACACCGUGUUUGAUGCCAAGAGGUUGAUAGGCAGGAGAUUCUCUGAUGCCUCUGUGCAGAGUGAUAUUAAGCUAUGGCCAUUCAAAAUCACCCCUGGACCUGGCGAGAAACCCAUGAUCACAGUUGCCUACAAGGGUGAGGACAAGCAAUUUGCAGCUGAGGAGAUCUCUUCAAUGGUUCUUAUUAAGAUGCGUGAGAUUGCUGAGGCUUUCCUUGGUACAACAGUUAAGAAUGCUGUGGUUACAGUCCCCGCAUACUUCAAUGACUCUCAGCGUCAAGCUACCAAGGAUGCAGGUGUCAUUGCAGGUAUUAAUGUGUUGCGUAUCAUUAAUGAACCUACAGCUGCUGCCAUUGCUUAUGGUCUAGACAAAAAAGCAACCAGCGUCGGUGAGAAGAAUGUCUUGAUUUUUGAUCUUGGUGGUGGAACUUUUGAUGUGUCUCUCCUUACUAUUGAGGAGGGUAUCUUUGAGGUCAAGGCUACUGCUGGUGAUACCCAUCUCGGUGGUGAAGACUUUGACAACAGAAUGGUUAACCACUUUGUUCAGGAAUUUAAGAGGAAGAACAAGAAAGACAUUACUGGCAACCCAAGGGCUCUUAGAAGGUUGAGAACAUCUUGUGAGAGAGCGAAGAGGACCCUCUCAUCCACUGCUCAAACCACCAUUGAGAUUGAUUCUUUGUUUGAGGGCAUAGAUUUCUACUCUACCAUCACUAGAGCCAGAUUUGAGGAGCUUAACAUGGAUCUCUUCAGGAAGUGUAUGGAGCCUGUUGAGAAGUGUUUGAGGGACGCAAAGAUGGACAAAAGCACUAUCCAUGAUGUUGUUCUUGUUGGUGGAUCUACCAGGAUUCCAAAGGUUCAGCAGCUGUUGCAGGAUUUUUUCAAUGGAAAGGAGCUCUGCAAAAGUAUUAAUCCUGAUGAGGCUGUGGCUUAUGGGGCUGCUGUACAAGCAGCAAUCUUAAGUGGUGAAGGCAAUGAGAAGGUGCAGGAUCUUCUUCUAUUGGAUGUUACCCCUCUUUCCCUUGGUUUGGAAACAGCUGGAGGUGUCAUGACCGUCUUGAUUCAAAGAAACACAACUAUCCCUACCAAGAAAGAGCAGGUCUUUUCCACCUACUCCGACAACCAGCCUGGUGUGUUGAUUCAGGUUUAUGAAGGUGAGAGAACCAGGACCAGGGACAACAACUUACUGGGUAAGUUUGAGCUCUCUGGCAUUCCUCCGGCUCCAAGGGGUGUUCCUCAGAUCACUGUUUGCUUUGACAUUGAUGCCAAUGGUAUCCUAAAUGUGUCUGCUGAGGACAAGACUACUGGACAGAAGAACAAGAUCACCAUCACCAAUGACAAGGGUAGACUCUCCAAGGAGGAAAUUGAGAAGAUGGUCCAGGAAGCUGAGAAGUACAAGUCAGAGGAUGAAGAACACAAGAAGAAGGUUGAAGCAAAGAAUGCAUUGGAGAACUAUGCAUACAACAUGAGGAACACUGUGAAGGAUGAGAAGAUAGCUUCCAAGCUCUCCGCAGAUGACAAGACCAAGGUAGAGGAAGCCAUUGAGGGCAGUAUCCAGUGGCUGGAAAGCAACCAGCUUGCCGAGGCCGAUGAAUUUGAAGACAAAAUGAAGGAGUUGGAGAGCAUCUGCAACCCCAUCAUUGCAAAGAUGUACCAGGGUGCAGGAGGUGAAGGUGCUCCUAUGGAUGAUGAUGACAUCCCAUCAGGUGCUGGAGGCAGCGCUGGUCCCAAAAUUGAGGAAGUCGACUAAGUUAUGGGUUUUUACUUGUUUUAAGUCUUUGGUUGUUUUGGAUAAUCUGAAUUUUUAAUAUUCUGCACGUGAAUUCGUAGUUCCAAUGUGAACAAAAUAUUUUUUGCGUAUCAGCUGGUAUGUAUCAGUGUAACUUUAAUAUCCUUGUUUCCUGGUC